Messenger RNA from Symbiodinium sp. CCMP2456, 2040 nucleotides. The record is from the annotation of a GenBank genome assembly. NCBI's taxonomy places the organism in Eukaryota, Dinophyceae, Suessiales, Symbiodiniaceae.
AUGUGCUCUCGAUCCACUGCAUUCAGUCCCAGUCCUAAGCCCAGGUUCGACUCUUGGCCAAGUUCUCUGCAGAUCCUGUACGAAUUGCAAUGCUCGGCACAGGAGCCGAAUGUCGUCGCGCUCUCUUCCUCCAUCAGCACUGCGGCCAAAGCCUGGCAGUGGCCAGCUGCGCUGGAGCUCUUCAGCACGACACAGAAACUAGAAGCACGGCCCAAUGAGGUCACCUUCGGCGCUGCCAUCAGUUCGGAAAAGUCGUGGCCCAGGGCGUUGUUCAGGCUUUUUCACAUGCCAUCCUUCGGCUUGACCCCCAAUGCCAUUUGCACCAACACAGCCAUCAGCUCGUAUGAGGCUGCACAGUGGCACAGCUCCAUCAAGUUAAUAUCUGACAUGCGAAGGACCAGUCUGAGGCCUACGAAGAUCACCAUAAAUACAUCCAUGAAUACGUGUGGAGCUGCUGGACGAUGGCACAGCAUGCUCCACCUGCUUUCCAGGAUGACUAAGCUGAAGCUUCUCCCAGAUUCAAUAUCAUUCAACACGGCCAUCUCUACGGCGGGACCUGCGAGCCUCUGGUCUGUUGCGACGAGGUUUCUUUCAGGGAUGGAGGCCAGAGACGUAGCGCCGGACAAUAUCAGCAUCAAUGCUGCCAGCAGUGCAUGUCAAAAGUCCGGGCACUGGCAGCCUGCGCUGUAUUUGUUGAGCGCCAUGCCUGCAAGAAGGCUUUGGCCAGAUGUUGUGAGCUUCACGUCUGUGAUUUCUGCAUUGGCAUGUGAGCAAGGCGGAACGUGGGAAGCAACAGUCAACCUGCUGCCAGCAAUGGCAUGUGCUGAAAUACAGCCGAAUGUCCUCAGCUUCAAUGCCGUUUCGAGAUCUUUGAGCUGGCGCAGACAGUGGCAACAGAUCCUUGAGCAACUGCCGAGGAUGCAAAUGACAAGGCUGAGCCCCGACAGCACGAGCUUCUAUUCCAGCUUGCUUGCAUAUGCCGACAGAGGCCUGUGGCAAAGCUCCUGCAAGUUUCUCGUCUACAUGGGACGAGGCAAAAUACCACUCACAGCGAGCAUGCUUAACGCCGUCGUAUCUGCAGGGGCCGCUGGAGGCCGAGAGCUUCAGUGGAAACUUGCCUGGGGACUGCUGUCGAGCUCAGCGCCAGGGAUCAAGGGAGCUGAUGUUGCCUGCUUGACGGCAGUCAUGGCUUGGUGUGAGAGGGGAGAGCAGUGGGAGCGGGCGGUGUCGCUGUUUGCGGAGUAUGUUCGGUCCAUGGGCAAGGUCAACGAAGUCUGCUUCGGUGCGGUGAUAAGCGCUUAUGCCAAGGGCAGUGGCUGGCAAACGGUGCUCCAACUUCUUGGCAACAUGCCCGGUGCCUCCACACCUCCCAACACAAUCUGUCUCAAUGCAGCCAUCUCAUCCUGUGAAGCAAGUGGAGAGUGGAGCCUCGCAAUCUCCUUGCUUUGCAGCAUGCCGGCUAUGGCCUUGGAGGCAGAUGCUAUCAGCUUCAGCGCCGCUGCCAGCGCCUCCGGGAAGUGCGCGAAGUGGCACGUGGCAUGCACUUUGCUUUCGAAGUCCUUGAGGUUCAGGUCCGACAUGGUGUGCACCAGUGCUGCCAUCAAUGCCCUAGGCAAAGGGGGCGCAUGGCUUCUUGCUUGGCAGGUCUUGUCCGAGGUUUCUGCCACUAGAGCCGAGCCCAACCGAGUCGUGCUCAGCACGGCCAUCAGUGCCUGCGCAUCACCAGGGAAGUGGCAGCUCGCUUUGUGGCCUCUGAGCCGUAUGCACUUGGCACGGGUCCUCGCGACCGAGAUCAUCUUCAGCGCCGAGAUGCAUGCUGCAGGCAGGUCUUCAGAAUGGAUGCGAGCACUUCAGAUGCUGUCUGCGGUUUCUACAGUUGGGGCAGAGCUGAGCAUCAUAAGCUUCAACACCGUUAUCAGCGCAUGUGAUGAGGCAGGACAGUGGAAGGCUGCACUCCAUGCGUUCAGCCAAACGCAUCCGAACGAGAUCAGUUUCAAUGCAGCGAUCUCUGCUUGUAACUUCUUACGCUCCGGGCUCUGA